This is a messenger RNA of Gambusia affinis (western mosquitofish), 6749 nucleotides long. RefSeq names its product rho GTPase-activating protein 22-like. Gene Ontology annotation, cellular component: focal adhesion. The record is from RefSeq and is a predicted model, not a curated record. Bases 1258 to 3324 code for a protein of 688 amino acids. Gene Ontology annotation, molecular function: GTPase activator activity. Gene Ontology annotation, biological process: negative regulation of Rac protein signal transduction; signal transduction; activation of GTPase activity. The transcript has 9 exons. Lineage: Eukaryota; Metazoa; Chordata; Actinopteri; Cyprinodontiformes; Poeciliidae.
GAGGGGCUGGCAAAGACAUGGACAUCCAGAUGUGUGAAGUGUCUUUUGAAAAUGGAGCGGGACGCUAAAGAGGUAAUAAAGCAGAGGACAUAGAGAGGGGGACAAGGGAAGAGAAGAGAUGCAGGAAGGAAUACUAAUAUGGCGUCUUUUCAGCAUGGAGGAUAAAGUAUUCUGGAGAUGGUGAGGAAGUACAAAGUUCCUUCAGGAUGUGUUUACCGACCGUUCACUGAUGUCAAAUGCUAAAGGGGAACAUCAAGGAGAAAAGACUGCGUGCCGGUCAGAAGACGCUCCAAUGACAGGAAGCAAGGUGAAAAAUCUCACUCCUGCUGCUCAGGUUGGAUCUGGGACGGUUUUGGGUGCAGUUUCUGCAAAGAUGCAUUCUCCACAAUUACGGGAUCAAGGGGAUAAAUGAGAAUCUAACCGGGCUUUGAGAGCAAAUGACAAUCCAAAACCAUUCUGCAAAAAGGACUCAACACAACAAACCAAUUUUCAGCAUUCCAGUUUGCUUGUCAAGGAUCAACACCCUUUUAUUGGUCAUUUCUCCACAGUUUCUGACAGGAACAUUUAUGAACAUAUUUAGGUUUGAAGAGACUGCUUUGGACAUUUUAAAGGAGAGCAUUUUCAUAUCUAUAAAAGCUCUGCAGGGUCAUGCAACAAUGCAAUAACUUCUACAGAAAUCAUAUCCACCAAAGAUUUUUCCAAGAUUUUCCAUACUUGGUUUUCAAGAACUCCUCUUGAUAAGCUUUUUUAACUUAAAACCUCUCAUCAAAUUCCUAAUUAUCGACAUGAAUCAAAAGUGGGAGAGCCAGUAAUCAGAGAACUUUUAAUCAGAGAAACAUUUGUGAAUCAAAAUGUUGAUGAAAACUACAUAAUUUGAAAAAGAGACUUUUUUCAGUGGUAGAAAGUUGGGCACAUUGAUUCCCAAUGUGAAUGUCUUCACUCACACAUUUGGACAAUCCAAACUUCUAAAACCAGUCUGUGGAUCCGUGUUAGAGACCUUUUACUUCUCUUCCUAAUUUUUUAUAAUUUAGUUGUUCAGUAAUUGUUCAGCAUCCAAUUAAUGGUGCAUCUCUUUCUAACCAGAAAUUGAUCUUUUUUUGUCAAAUCUUUGUAAUCUCAGUUAUAGAAAUUAAGAAGGAUUCUUUAAGGGACUUGUGACCUAUUUUAUUUAUUAAUCCAUCUCUAACUCUGUAAAAUAUAUCCUCACUUUGGGUUGAGCAUCUCCAACCAGGCCAGAAGUGGUUGCAGCAUUGCAGCAUGGGACUCAGCUGCUUUAAGUCUUGGAAAUAUGACAGUACAGGCCACAAAGGUAACAGAGAUGUGCUGGCCAGUCCAGGCUCCUAUUUCUUCCUAUCUAACAGCGCCGGUCAGGGUGAUGAGUGGUUGAAGAGCCUUAACAAGGGAGUCUGGAUCCCUUUCACAGGGGUUUUUGGGCAACGACUGGAGGAGACGGUACUGUAUGAGCGUCGGUAUGGGGUGCGCUUGGUUCCUCUGGUGGUGGAGCAAUGUGUGACAUUUAUCCGUGAACGUGGUCUGCAUGAGGUGGGCUUGUUUCGCCAGCCUGGACGCACCAGUCUGGUGAAAGAGCUCCAGGAGGCUUUUGAUUCUGGUGAAAGGCCGUCUUUUGACAGCAGGACAGACGUCCACACUGUGGCAUCACUGCUGAAGCUCUACCUCAGGCAGCUACCAGAACCUCUGGUUCCCUACAGCCACUACCAGGACUUUCUGCUCUGCGGUCAGAAGCUGUUUAGUGACCGUACAGUGGGUCUGGAGGAGUUGAAGAAUCUUCUUCAUGAGUUACCUGUUGCAAACUUCAACCUACUCAACUUUAUCUGCCAGUUUCUGAAUGAGGUUCAGAGCUGCUCCAGCAGUAAUAAGAUGAACGUCCAGAACUUGGCGACCGUGUUUGGACCAAACAUCCUUCGAGCCAAAGCUGAAGAUCCAGAAAGCAUCAUGGGAGCUGCAAAACUGGUCCAGGUGCUCAUGUCCGAGCUGAUCAGAGAACAUGAAACUCUGUUUGCCAACUUCCCUCCUUCUGCCUGCUCUCAUCCUUCUGCAACGCCUUUGAAGCAACCCCAUCUCCAGCCAUGGCCCUGCCUUCGCCAGCUGUCUUUGCCUCUUAUUGCAGACCACUCCAGUGAAUCAGGACCACCAGCCACACAUGCAGACCACUCUAGUUGUAUCUUCUCUGCUGCUGGUAAAUCAGACUUGCUCUCUGGUCAGAAGAAACACCUUGGCCAUCGCUACACUUCCUCCCAUCCAGAGAACUGCUUCUACCCCUUGCCUUCUUCCAGUGAGCCCAUCAACCACCACCCUGGCAGGCAAGAAGGAGAUUUUUACAAGUACCAUGCUGGGCAGAGUUUACCUCCUGCAAAUGCUCAGCCCACAAUAACCAACCCCCCGCUACAGGCCCAAAAUUCAAAUCAGGGGGCAAUGGGAUGGCAACGCCAAGAAAAGGCAGCCUCUGCCUACUGGAGCUGUAGUGGAGCAGAGGGAGAGGGUGAUAUUCCUGAAGCAGCCAGUGGGGGGAGCAGUCAAGCACAGGAGGACAGUACACCCUCUGUCUAUGACAACCUGGACAGAGCCUCUUUGUCUCACACAUUGGAGAAUGUUCCUACUGAGAACUUUGAUUCAGAUUCUCCGGGAACCAAUGUUGAGAUGUGCGAAGCAGAGGUAGAUCGAGCCGAACUGGGGAAGGCAGGAGACUCCUCUUCCUCAUGGUCUUCCUGUGAAGUUCUACCAUUAGAUGAAAGCAAUGAUGACCUGGAGGUCAGUAGUCCUGAUAUCCCACCUAAGAGAUCCAGAAUGGUGCCUCUGAGUCAGAGAACAGAACAGGAAAUCUGUGAUAAAGAUGAGCAUGACAGCAAUGGUGCCAAGCAACAUCCAAGCUCCUGGGCUUCCUGUUCUGUCAUCAGCAUCAGCCCUCUCAGCACAGGGAGCUCAGAGGUCUUCCUCCCCUCUGGGGCUCCGGAUCUCCAGGUUCAAGAGUCUCAAGCAGAGUCGAGGGACACUCAUUCUCUGCUAGUCAACCUGAGGCAGCAGAUGGUUCAGCAGAAGGCAGAGUACCAAAACAGGAUUGAGAGGUUGGAGCGCUGCAAUGACGUCCUCGAACGGCAAGUUGCCGUUCUGCGACUCAGUCUGGAGCAGCAAAGGCGAAGCCAGAGCGUGGCAGAGAUCAAGAUCAGAAACAUGGAGCGAGCCAAGGCAGACGCAGACCGCCGGAACACCACCCUUCAGAGGGAGAUGGAGCUGUUCUUCAGGACAUAUGGAGAAAUAAGGAGAAGAGGAGGAGAUCUGGGAAGAGCUGGCGGAGGAAGCAUCUGAAGACUGAAAGUUGAUUGUUUUUCUCAGCAGGAGUGGAAAAGGGAAGAAAGAAGCUGCAAUUAGCAGCGGACGGAUUAUGUCAAGAUGAGUUAAUGGUAUGAAAACAGAAACAAACACAUUAGUGAAGGUUCACGUUAUUGAAGGUCAGGUCUGAUGGCAUUUUUUAGAAAUUUGCCUUUAAAUCUCAAAUGAAUUCUUGUCUUCCUAGGAAACUCAGGCAGCUCACUGAAGCCUGUGACGUAAGAUUGAGACUCAGUCAGUCCCAUGUGUCUCCAGGUGACAAAGCAUCAGUUUUAUGUUCCACAUACUCUUUACAGUCAAAAGUGUACACCUUUAUUUACUCCAAAAAGCCCAGACUUGAUGAUGUAUAAAAGAUUUAAUGUGUCGUCGUCACCUGCUUUGUUAAAACAGUUGACAUAUUGACAUUAAAGACCAUUUUGCUCUUUACGGAAUCAUGGUGGAAAUUAAAUAAAAUUCAUAAAUUAUAAUAUGUAAAACUAAAAUUUAUCCCAACACUUUAUUAAUUUUGUUUUUAGGACAUCUUUAAGAAUCAUCAGUAAAUAUUUUAGUUCCACUUUUACAAACCUAUAAGGUCCAAUCUCUACACAGCGACUUAUUGAAUAAGAACUCCCACUAAAAGCAGUGAAGAACACACAACUACUGAACUUUAAACAGGUGGGGGUCCACCGGACAGAUUCAUUACUCACAGAUUCUUCAAAGGUUACUUUUGAUGAUUGUGGCCAAUAAAAACCCAAACUGAGCUCAUUAGAAUGUUUUAUACUGCAUUAAAUAAAUAAUAAAACUUGGUUAAAUGACAUAAAUGCUGACAUUUUGAUUUCUUGAGACAUGAAAGACCUGCACAUUUCAAAUCACAUCCACCUAGACUCAAUAUUUAUGUUGGCGCAUUAUCAUUUGAAACCUGAAGCCACUGUUUUCUGCAUGAAAAAAACUUUCUAAUAAAACCUAUUUUAAUCCACUUUCAUCAAUUAUUGCCAGUUAAUCUGACAUGAUUUAAAUGACAACUGAAAGCAGGUCUCUUCACAGGAGGAUGAGAUCUAUUGUGAUCAACGUGGAAAUUAUCUUUGUCAUGAAGUGCCAAUGAAAUUUGUUAAAAUAAAUUUUAAACCAAAAACAAUAAAGCUCAGACUUUUUUUUUUUUUUUCCACAGAGGAUAAAAUAUUUAUUGUCAAACUGUGCCGGCAACGUGAACUAAACUGUACAGACACUAAAAAAAAAAAAAAAUCGAAAACAAAUAUAAAAUGAAAAUCACUGAACUGAAACGUUCUAUCAGGACUGAGUCACACAUACAGACAGAACAUCAAACUGUGAUGCUUCAGACUGAUUAAAGGGGGACAGUGUCACACUGACCACUAAGCACCUGUUAACACAAGUACUAUGGACUCAUCUUUAAAUGGAAAGUAGAUGCAUCACAUGUCAACAGUUAGUGACCACACAGAAUGACCGCAUCUGAAUACGACCACAGCAGUUACAAGCGGUAAACUUUCAGGAUUUUUUCUUUUAUUACCAGAAAAUAGUAAUAAGAAAAAAAAAAAGAUUAACUUUAUGGUCAAAGGUGCCAAUAAAAAAAAAAAUAAUAAUCUAGUUUCUUAAUGAAAAGGCUUUGGACGUGUAAUCUUACAGAAACGUUUAUAUAUAGUUAGCCAUCAUCUGCAAACCAGCACAGCAAAUAACUUAGCUAAAUUAAGAAAACUUGGCAGAAGACCAUAUUUUGUUAUUUAGGGAGAAAACAUAUGAAGUGUUAAAGUAUAUAUGUAUAUAAAAACCAUGUUGUAAAAACAAAUUCCUUCAAACGCAGCCGUCUGUAGAAACAGUGGAGAAAAUGGAGUUCAUUUAGUGAAAAUUUCACAUUUCUUUACAAGAAGUUUGAGCUCAGAAAACUACAAACACUGCAGUGUGUUAGGGGAGCACAGAUCUCUGAUUUGAACUCUGGAUGUCUUUAUCCCUUUGAUUUCUAACUGGAAUAAUGUCUGUAAAGCUAAAUAUGUUAAAUCUUUACAAUGAAAAAGGAAGAAAAAAACACAAAAAUUUAAAUAAUCCAGCUUAACCUUCCACAGGGCAGGAGCCUGUCAAUUCUUCCUGAGACGACUUUUACAAUAUAUCUGGAAUAAUUUUUCUCUGUUGGUUUGAUCACCACUUCAGUGGUUUGACUUCUUCGUCCCAUCCUGCUUGGUGCCUCAUUAACAAGGUAAAUGAAAACAGUUUCUACAGGGGAUAAAGUGCAUUGUUACAUCUGGGACCAUAAUCGCGUUUUAACUUCAGCUGAACAAAACAGCAGGUGUCAAGAUGAAGCUUUACAUAACAGUUCAAACAGCAAAAGGUGAAAGAGAUUAUUUGAUUUUACACACAACAUCAGCACAUAUAGAAAUGUUUUGCUUUUUUUCUGUUGAGGUGUUUGUGGCGGACAUGUUGGAAAGUUUAUCCUAAGUGGUCACGACUCAAAGGUCCCGUGAAAAGUGAUGUUUUUUUUGGUACCCAGCAAAAGUAGUGACAUGAAUACAACAGAGUUCAUUAGACUGAAAACAAAAGAAUCACGAUAGAUGCAGCGAGCAGGAAAUCUUUCAGUGACUAUUUUGACCUUUGUAGUUUUGGACUUUAAUAGCUGUCAAUUCAGAAGAAUUUUCCUCAGAGUGAUGUCAACAUGACAGUAUCUGGGCUGUUGGAGAGAAAAAACAACAACAAAAAAAAAAACACUUAAAAUCUUCUACAUUAAUGUGAAAUAUUUGCAAGAAAAAAAAGUGAUAUUCUGGGUUUGACUUCGCCAUGAACGCCUCAAACAGGCCUAGGAUAAACAAUGAGAGGAAAGCUGCAUGGAGUCUGAACUCUGGAGAUGUUCAGAUACAGGAAACAUUACGACUGCUGCAUUUUCUGUGGCAAAUGUCUGAUUACAUGAAAAUACAUCAGCUUAAUCAUCACAAUUUAUGCUCUUAAUCGUGUAAAAUUAUGUUUUUUUCCCUGUGUUAACAUUCGACAUUGGAGAAUAUCUAAUCGUUUUAAAUGUGUGAAGAUAAUUUAAGAAUUUCAGAGUUUGGCCACAUUAUUUCUUCCACUUCAUUUUUUUAUCUGCGACGGCCCUACUGCUCAGGAAAUGUGACUCAAAUAACAUCUAACAUAAAAAGUUAUUUUGGUUUGAUCGGGGCGUUAAUGUCAUGAAUCAACUAAAGUAAGACUAAAUCUAGCGGAAUUAGAUACAGAUUUGACUUUUUACACAUCUUUAUCUGCAUAAUUCAUCAAAAUACUUGACUAAAAUUAUAAAAAAAAAAAAAAAAAUGAGUAAAAUACAGGAGUGUGAAGCAGGAAGGGAUGAAAUGAGGGAAAACGCCUAUAAAUUAAUCCAAAGAUGAAACUAAACUAUUUUUUCUAAAACAAACAAACAAAAAAAAAAAAAGCUGGGUAAAAAUUGUCAA